Molecule: messenger RNA, 1764 nt
Organism: Trichomycterus rosablanca
Lineage: Eukaryota; Metazoa; Chordata; Actinopteri; Siluriformes; Trichomycteridae
Exons: 11
Coding region: 1-1764 (587 amino acids)
Biological process (GO): proteolysis
Molecular function (GO): serine-type endopeptidase activity
Source: RefSeq, a predicted model, not a curated record
AUGGGAUUACCACUUAUCCUGCUUUACUUAGUGAUUCCAACCCUACUUGCUCAAGAUUGUGGCAUCGCCCCCAUUAGCACACGCAUCGUGGGAGGCAUGGAUGCCUCGCCAGGUACCUGGCCUUGGCAGGUCAGCAUUCACUAUGAAAGUCAACACAUCUGUGGAGGAACUCUCAUCAACCGUGAGUGGGUGCUCAGUGCGGCUCACUGCAUCGUCUCCACUAACACAAGUGAGUGGACUGUGUACUUGGGAAGGAACGGCCAGAACACAACAAACCCCCAUGAAGUGAGUCGAUCAGUUCGAGAGAUCAUUGUCCACCCUUUCUAUGACAACAUGAUGAUCGACAACGAUGUCGCGUUGAUAAAGCUGAGCAAUCCGGUCGAUUUUACCAACUACAUCCGUCCCGUCUGCCUGGCAUCCCCCGGCAGCGUUUUCAACACGGACACUACCUGCUGGGCCACAGGUUGGGGCAACGUUGCCUAUAACGACUCAUUACCACCUCCUUACAUACUUCAGGAAGUACAGGUGCCAGUAGUAGGCAACAAGCAGUGUAUGUGCCAGUAUGAAAAUGGAUAUAUCACGCCUCAGAAAAUCUGUGCAGGAGAAGCGGGCAGAGGAAUAUGUAUGGGUGAUUCCGGAGGACCACUUCAGUGUCAGCAGAACUCUGUGUGGGUGCAGGCUGGUAUAUCCAGUUUCGGAGUGUCCUGCGGUGGAGGAGAUUACCCAGAAGUCUACACUCGUGUGUCUGAGUUCCAGGCCUGGAUAACGCAACACAUUGAUGAAUCCACUAUUGGUUUUGUUACUUUCAAAUCCACUGGCUUUGAUGCAGAUGACUACUUCAUUUAUUGUGGCAUCGCCCCCAAUAACACACAGAUAGCGGGAGGCAUGAACGCUUCAGCAGGUACCUGGCCUUGGCAGGUCAGCCUUUAUUUGGGGAGUAAUCACACGUGUGGAGGAACUCUCAUCAACCGUGAGUGGGUGCUCAGUGCGGCUCACUGCAUGAUCUCCCCCAAUACAAGCGAGUGGACUGUGUACUUGGGAAGGAACAUCCAGAACACGACAAACCUCCCUGAAGUGAAUCGAACAGUUCAACAGAUCAUUGUCCACCCUUUCUACAACAGCACGAUGAUGGACAACGAUGUUGUGCUGAUAAAGCUGAGCAAUCCGGUUAAUUUCACCAACGACAUCCGUCCCAUCUGCCUGGCAUCCGCUGGCAGCGUUUUCAACACGGACACUACCUGCUGGGCUACAGGUUGGGGAAAUGCUACCACGAACUACUCAUUACCGACUCCUAACUUACUUCAGAAAGUACAGGUGCCAGUAGUAGGCAACAAGCAGUGUAGCUGCCAGCGUGGAAAUAAUUGCAGCACUCCCCCUCCGCCAGGUACCUGGCCUUGGUUGGUCGGAAUUAAUCAUCUAGGUCAACACGCCUGUGGAGGAUCUCUCAUCAACCAUGACUGGGUGCUCAGUGUGGCCAGCUGCUUUGUCAGCAAUAAUACAAGCGAGUGGACUGUGAACUUGGGACAGAUUGGCCAGAACACCACAAACCUCCCUGAAGUGACUCGAUCAGUUCAGAAGAUCAUCGUCCACCCUUUCUACGACAACAAUAUGCACGACAACGAUGUCGCGCUGAUAAAGCUGAGCAAUCCGGUCGAUUUCAACAACACCAUCCGUCCUGUCUGCCUGGCAGCCCCUGGCAGUGUUUUCAGCACGGACACUACCUGCUUGUCCAUAGGUUUGGGAAACAUUACGAUGAACGGGUGA